Drosophila hydei is the source of this 578-nucleotide messenger RNA. RefSeq lists its product as uncharacterized. NCBI's taxonomy places the organism in Eukaryota, Metazoa, Arthropoda, Insecta, Diptera, Drosophilidae. The record is from RefSeq and is a predicted model, not a curated record. The transcript is spliced from 2 exons. The coding region runs from base 56 to 322 and encodes 88 amino acids.
UAAAAUUUCUACUUAUUUGUUAGCACAGACAAAAAAGUCAAAAAGUCUUAUAACAAUGGUGCUAGGUCCGAUCGAACUUAUUUGCUAUUAUGUGGUGCAACCGAUAAUAGAUUUUUUAGAUAAAUUACUAAUCUCCGGUCAUUAUAUUGCAUUUUAUAUUGGUAUUUCUGUGUUUGGCGUAUUACUUGGUAUUGUUAUGGGCAUCGUAUCUGUUAUAUGGUACAAGUACGUUAAUCGCGAGGAGCCCAAGAAAAUACAUAAAAUCCCACUGGUUAAGGACGAAGGCCAGCUGAAAGCCCAUGACAUGCAGAAGCAGCAAUAAGAUAAUUUGUGAUAGGCGUAUCUUAAUUAUUUCAAAUUAUACAGUCAACUUUGCUGCAUUCUCAAUUCCGAUGAAGCAGUUCAUUUGCAUCCAUGUAUGGCUGACAAAUCAAUGCGAAUCGUUUGAUAUUUUCCUUUGCCACUCUUGCUCCAAUAUGUGCUCUAGUAAAACAUAACACUCGAAAAAUUGCAAAAGUCAAUGAAAUGUUAUUUGACAUGCACAAACAGAGACAACGGUGGAAGCCACAUGGCAAAAA